Molecule: messenger RNA, 1581 nt
Organism: Pararge aegeria (speckled wood butterfly)
Lineage: Eukaryota; Metazoa; Arthropoda; Insecta; Lepidoptera; Nymphalidae
Gene: NGR-A27
Product: neuropeptides capa receptor-like
Exons: 8
Coding region: 1-1581 (526 amino acids)
Biological process (GO): neuropeptide signaling pathway
Cellular component (GO): plasma membrane
Molecular function (GO): neuromedin U receptor activity
Source: RefSeq, a predicted model, not a curated record
AUGGAGGAGUUUCUUCGCCCCAACGAGACCUCGGAACAGUUCUACGCGCGCUGCACCAACCUGACCGCGUUCGACUGCAGCGAGGACGAGAUGCUGUGGUGCAUAAUGGGCCCGCGCCGGCUGCCGCUCACCCGCAUCGUGCCUAUCACCGUGGCGCUGCUGCUGAUCUGCCUCACGGGCGUGGCGGGCAACGUGGCCGUGUGCGUCGUGAUCGUGCGCCACCCCGCCAUGCGCAGCGACACCAACUACUACCUGUUCAGCCUGGCGCUCAGCGACCUGCUGCUGCUGCUGUUCGGUCUGCCGAACGACUUAUCAGUGUACUGGCACCAGUACCCCUACAGCCUCGGGGUGGUGUUCUGCAAACUGCGCGCGCUCAUCUCAGAAGCGGCGUCCUACGUUUCGGUGCUGACGAUAGUGGCAUUCACACUGGAGCGCUACCUGGCCAUCUGCCACCCGCUGCACAUCUACGCCAUGGCGGGGCUGCGACGCGCGCUCCGCAUCGUGCUCGCUCUGUGGGCGUUGUCCCUGCUCGCCGCCUCGCCCUUCGCGCACUACACCACCGUCAACUACCACGAGUACCCACCUGAAUCAGGCAACUCAUCGUUGGAGUCAGCGUUCUGCGCGAUGCUGGAGCUGCCAUCCUGGCAUAUCUGCGAGCUGAGCAGCUUCUUCUUCUUCGUCCUGCCCGGCAUCGUCAUCCUCUGCCUGUACGUCCGGAUGGGGUUGCGCAUCAGGUCAACGCACACCCACAACCCGGGCAGUCCGGGUACGUUGAACGGAGUGAACGGCAGCGUACACGGGGAAGCCCGCCAGGCGCAGUCCCGCAAGAACAUCAUAAGGAUGCUGGCUGCUGUGGUGGUGGCCUUCUUCGUGUGCUGGGCGCCCUUCCACUUCCAGCGGCUGUUCUUCAUCUACGGCAGCCACGUGGCGCACUACCACUCCAUAAACGAGUACCUGUUCCUGGCCGCCGGCGUCUUCUACUACAUCUCCGCCACCGUCAACCCCAUCUUGUACAACAUCAUGAGCCACAGGUACCGAAUAGCCUUCAAAGAAACCUUAUGCUGCAAGAAGGUCCGCAGAAAGAAGAGUCGCUACCGAGACCACUCGAGCAUCAGAGAGACGAUGGUCAACCACACUUCGGAGGGCUCCCACCUGGUGAGGGUCAGGUCCCACAGCCACGAGCGCCGGGCUCGCACGGAGCAGCGCAUGCGCAGGAACAGCUGCUGCGCCAGCGACAGUAGCGCCUCCUACAGCGACAGGUGGCGGGAGUACAACCGACGGGAGAACAGCGUGUGGCGCAAGAACAACACGGAGGCCAGCCAGUUGAUGCUUCGGGACUACAGUCGGAGUUUUUCAAAAACGGCUGCCAGGAUUAAUUAUGUGCAUGGCGGCGGUAUAGCGAAAGAAAACACAGUGCGUUUUUGGUUCCAUCGUUUUCGUUCUGAAAAUGUUGACCUGCAGAACAAGCCCCGUGUACGGCUGGAGACCAAAGUUGAUAAUGAAGAAUUGAAGGCUAUUGUGGAAGCAGAUUCAUUGCAAAUCACGUCUGAUCUAGCUGCAGGCUGCGAUGUUAGUGAUUAA